GCCGCGCUCCGCUCCGCGCCGGCCGCCCGCGGCGCCGCCAUGUACCCGGCCUGGGGCCUUUACGGGGCGGCGGGGCACUACCCGCCGCCGCCCACCUCCAUCCCGCCGCCGCCGCUGCCCAUCCCUCCGCCCAGCGUGCCGCCGCCCGCCGUGCCGCCGAUGCCGCUGCCCAGCUACCCGCCGCCGGGCCCCGCGCCCCCCGCCGCCGCGCCUCCGCCGCCGCCGCCGGGCGGCACCUCGGGCUUCCUCAGCCUGCAGGAGCAGCACCUGGCGCAGCUGCAGCAGCUCCAGCAGAUGCACCAGAAGCAGCUGCAGUCCGUGCUGCUGGGGCCGCCGCCGCCGCCGGGGCCGCCCCCCCCGGGGCUGCCGCCGCCGCCGCUGCCCGGCUCCUUCCCGGACUGGCAGCAGCCGCCGCCCGCCGUGCCGCCGCCGCCGGUGCGCAGCUACCAGAAGCAGUUCUCCCACCGGGAGCCGCCCCCCGCCGCCCGCAAGCCGCCCCCCGCCGCCGCUUCCCGGGAGCGCGACGGCGCGGAGCCGCCCGCCGGGCACGGCGAGUGGGGCGAGCCCGCGCCUUCCGAGCCCGUGCCCAUGGACAUGGAGCUGUCGUCGCCGCCGCAGUCCCCGCAGCCCGCCGCGCAGCCCUACCUGCCCGCGCAGCCCUACCUGCCGCCGCCCGCCUCCUCCCCGCCGUCCCAGCCCUACCUGCCCCGCCCGCAGGCCUCGCAGCCGCCGCCCGCCUUCUCCGAGCCGCCCCCCUCCUACCUGGAGCCCCCCCCGGGCGGCGCCGCGCCGCCCUUCCUGCCGCCCCCCGCGCAGCCCUACCUGCCCCCCCCGCAGCCCUACCUGCUGCCCGCGCAGGCCUCUCCCUCGCAGCCCGGGCCCGCCGCCAAGGCCGCCCAGCCCCGCUUCACCCCCCCGCCCGCCGCCGUGCCCGAGGGAGGCUCGGAGGGAGGCGCGGAGCAGCGCGGCACCCCGCAGCCCGACCCGGCCACGAUGACGCCCCAGGAACAGCAGCAAUACUGGUACCAGCAGCACUUGCUUAGUCUACAGCAAAGAGCAAAAGCCCAUGCUCAGGGACAGCAGCAAAUGAAAGGCCCAAGAGUAGGGAAGGAUUCAUCUGAGCAGAGAGCAAAGUCUGAAGAAGGGAAAAUGAGUGCUUCAACUCCACAGUCUGAACCUCCUCCGCUUAAUGAAUCCUUGCCUCCAGCAUCUAAAGAAGAUGAGUCUUCUCUUACAUCCACUGAAACUCAGCUUAAUAUUGAUCCUCCCGAUGACCCCGAGGAAGAUUUGAGACUGCAGCAGUUGCAAGCAGCAGCAGCUCAAUGGCAGCAGCAUCCCCAUCACCGAGUUGGAUUUCAGUACCAGAGAAUAAUGCAGAAGCAUGCCCAGCUGCAGCAGAUAGUACAGCAGUAUCAACAAAUCAUGCAACAGCCUCCACAUCUACAGACAAUGUCAGUGGAGAUGCAGCUGCGACAUUAUGAAACACAGCAAAAACAGUUCCAGCAGCUUCAUAAAGACUGGGAGCGAUCAAUGAACCAACAGUGGCAGCAUCAGCUUCAAACAUAUCCUCAUAAAGACCAACUUCAGGAGUAUGAGAAACAGUGGAAAGCAUGGGAUGAACAGAUGAAGGUCACUCAGUCCCAUCUGCAGGAGAAAGUGAGCUCACUCCAAAAUUUGAAGAAUCAGUAUCCUGCAAAUGUUUCACUUCCACCUCCAUUUGUUCCGUAUUCCCAAUCUGCUCAGGGUGGCAUUCCUGUUAUGCCUCCAACUUUGCCUUCAACUACACCUCCACUGGUUCCCCCACCUCUAUCGUCUGUAUCUCAGUUAUCCAACUCCUCUGUCCCUUCAGGAUCCAGUUCUCAAAGCAGUCAAUCUACUGAAACACCAAGGCCAGCUCUGCUUCCCACUCCUGGUACCUAUGCAUCAAAAAUAUCUAGUUCACCUGUGUAUUCAGCUUAUCAUUCUCAAGGAAGUUCAUCCUUCAGUUCUUCAGACCACGGAAAGUCUCAAGUUCACCAUAAUAAACAAACUGAGCAAGGAUGUGGGGAACUGAAAACCCCUUCUGCGUUGUCUUCAACAUACACACCUACCAUGCAGGAUAAACCAGUGAGAUCAGGUGGAUUGCUUCCAGAUCCUCCCAGAUCAGCACGUUUUGAAGGCCCCAGAGGUCCUCGGUUUGAUGGACCUCGAGGAAGAGGAUAUGACAAAUUUGAAGGCUCAAGACCGAGAGGGCCCCGUUUUGACUCCCAGCGCUCAGAAGGACACAGGUCACGUUUUGACCGACAGAAUACUGAUGGACAGCAUACGAGUAGAUGGGGCAAUAUCCCACGUGGACCAGCAGGGCAAUUUUAUACUUCCCAAAAUACAUCACAUGCUCAUGGUUCUCGACCUGGUGGUCCACGGUGGAGGGGGCCUAGGCCUCAUUUAGGACAGCAGCAGUCACAAACAGACUCGAGAUCAGAAAACAAAGAGCCUUUUACAGACGUAGCUGGCAAUCAGCAGACUGUAAGUGGAACACAGUCACCUCCUGAUGUGAAGAGUACCAGUUCCAUUGAGCCAAAUGAAGACCUGGCAAACACUCAACAGGAACCAUCCAAAGCUGAAGUCAAAGAAACCACUUCAGACCCUCCUAAAAAGUGGACAUGGAGUUCACAUGAUCCUAACGAGCAAGUAGAAGAGUCCAAAGCAAGUACUUCACCUAUUCCAAACCAGAAUUCAACAUCCGUUUCUAGUAAUUCUGUAGCUUUGCAGUCAGGUGUUGCAAGGACAGGAGGUGCAGUAACCCCUGUAACAGGAAAUGAGGAUCUGGAUUCCACAGACAGUCAAUUGCUUGAUUCAGAUAGUACCCAGGGCUUACCUGGGCCAGAAGGCAGAGGGAAAGGAUCUUUUAUGCAUGAAGAUAGAGGCAAGGGGCAUAUAAACAGAGGAAGAGGACAGGGCAGAGGGCAGGGAGAUGGCCGUGGCUGGGGAAUGGGCCGUGGCCGGGGAAUGGGCAGGAUGGAUGGCCGAGGCAUGGGAAGAAUGGACGGCGGCCGGGGAAUGGGAAGAAUGGACGGUGGCUGGGGAAUGGGCAGGAUGGACGAUGGCCACGGCUGGGGAAUGGGCAGGAUGGACGAUGGCCGUGGCAGAGGAUAUGUGUACAGAGGGAGAGGGCAGGCUAGGCAGGCAUCCAUCCGUGGUAGGGGCAUGUUCAGGAGAGCGGGCAGCAGGGAAAGGAUGCCAGAUGGGCGGUCAGAGAGCAGGGAGAGGAUGCCAGAUGGACGAUCUGGCAGCCGAGAGAGGACAAUGGGUGGCCAGUCUGAUAGCCGGGAGAGGGUGAUGUCUAGCCGAGACAGAGAGCUAGCUGGGCGGCCAGGCAGCCGGGACAGGGGACAGCGGGCAGGCAGCAGGGAAAGAGGCCCUGUCAGGCGGGCAGGCAGCAGGGAGAGGGAGCCCAUGCGGCGGGCAGGCAGCAGGGAAAGAGUCCCUGUCAGGCGGGCAGGCAGCAGAGAGAGGGUCCCUGUCAGGAGAGCAGGGAGUCGUGAGAGAGGUCCUGUCAGGAGGGCAGGUAGUCGUGAGAGAGGUCCUGUCAGGAGGGCAGAUAGCCGGGAGAGGGAAGCAGGAGGCAAUAUGGAUAAGCCAGGUCACCUAGGAGAUGACCCUGACAACAUGCCUCCUUACUAUCGAGAUGAAGCACUCAGGGGUUCUUGGAGUCAUGAAGAUGAGAGAAUGCAUGAGGAAUUUCCUUUGGAUAGUAGAGAUGAUCCUUCAAUGGAGCACGAACAUUUGGAUGACUGGGAAAGAGAGCGAUACUGGAGAGAUCACAACUCUGAUUAUCAGGAUGAUUCUGUAGAUCCAUAUGAUAGAGAUGACAGGCUGCCAUCUCACCAUUCAAUGCCUCCGUUAUCUCCAUUACCAGCACUACCUCAUUUAUCAUCUGAUCAUGACAGACGAGAUUCAUGGUGGGAUGACUGGAAAAGGCCAAGGGAGAGGGAACUAGAGAGAGAUCUAGAUAGAACUGGGAGAUCCUCAGACAUUUACGAUCAAGAUUUGGACAGAGAAUGGGAUAACAGAGACUGGGACAUGAGACCUAUGGAUGACAGAGAAAUGGGGAAUCGUGACCUGGAUAUUCCCCCACUACCACCACUACCACCCCCUCCACCUCUGGACAGAUAUCGUGAAGACAGGUGGAGAGAGGAUAGGAAUAGAGACCAUUAUGACAGAGACCUCCGAGACAGAGGUGAGCUGAGAAUUCGAGAGUAUCCGGAGAGAUAUGACACGUGGCGGGAGAAACAGGACUUUGUUCCUGAAAGGAAUGAUUGGGAGAGGGAACGGUUGUCAGAUAGGUGGUAUCCAGAUGAUGGAGACAGAGUAAGAUCUUUGGAUGGUCAGCUGGAUUCAUCUCUUCUUCCACCUUCACAUUCCUCUGAUAUGCUGGGAACAGAUUCCAACCUGGACUCAGAACAGUCCUUGGGGGGAGUGAUGGUCCUGAGCCAAAGACAGCAUGAAAUAAUUCUGAAAGCUGCCCAGGAGCUCAAAAUGCUUCGAGAGCAAAAAGAACAGCUGCAAAAGUUGAAAGAGUUUAAACCUGACAUUUCCACGCAGGACUCUCCAAGAUCACAGAACACAGGCACGAGACCAGGUGCCUUCCAGGUCUCUUCUCAGCUAUCUUCAGAGGCAACAUUAGAAGCCCAAGCUAUUAAACCUUCUCCUGCUGUUAUUAUAAAGCCUCCCGUGUUGUUCAGACAGCCCACCCCUGUGACAAGACCACCUGCCCCACUGGCAAGGCCUGCUACAGCUAUGACAAGGCCACAUACUCCAGUUUCUACUCCAACUACAACCCCAAGUCAUGGUCAAUCUUUAAAACCAUCACCUUCUGCUGUGGAACAGGAACGCUGGGAUGAGGAUUCUUUCCACGGACUCUGGGACACAAAUGAAGAUAAAGGAGCAAAUAUGGAAUAUGAAUUACGUAAACAGGAGUCAAUGAUGCCUCCACCAGUAUCCUCGCCUGUGAAAGCACCUGCUGUUCACACCUCUGUUCCGUCAGCUGUACCAGGAACGCUGCCUCCAGUUAUUCCACCGGUUCCUAAAGCACCUGUAAUUCAGCAAACUGUGGAUUAUGGCCAUGGGCGAGAUAUAACCACCAGUAAAGUGGAACAGAUUCCAUAUGGGGAGAGAGUAACUCUGCGUCCAGAACCUCUACCAGAGAGGCAAACAUUUCAAAAAGAGCACCCUGGUCGUUACAACAGAGAAAGAGACCGUGAGCCCUAUUUUGAGCGUCAAGGCAACUCAAACGUGGAUCACAGGGAUUUCAAGAGAGAGCGGGAAUUACACAGAGAGCGUGGUUCUGUGGACUAUGACCGAGAGAGAUUUGAAAAAGAGCGUCAUCCCCGAGAUGAUAGGGUUCUUCCUACUGCGCCUUCAAGAACUCCAUCUUACCGUGACAAGAAAGACCAUCCCUCCUCCAGGAGGGGUGGAUUUGACAGACCACCAUAUGAAAGAAAGACAGAUCGUCCAGCAUAUGAUCAUGGGCCGUCCAUGUUUGGAGAAAAUUCUUCUGUCCAAUCACUGGAAUUUGAAGGUGAUCGUAGAAAUUUCCCUGAGGAAAGGAUUCCUAUUUCUGCUCCAUCAAUGCCCCGGCAGCCACCACCUGCUCCACGAGUGGAAAGAAAGCCAGAAUCUAAAAAUGUAGAUGAUAUUUUGAAGCCACCAGGACGAGACAGCAGGCCAGAGAGGAUUGUAAUCAUCAUGAGAGGGUUGCCUGGCAGUGGAAAGACGCAUGUAGCAAAACUCAUCAGGGAUAAGGAAGUAGAGUGUGGAGGACCUGCACCAAGGGUGCUCAGCCUGGAUGAUUAUUUCAUCACUGAGGUAGAAAAGGAAGAGAGAGACCCAGAUACAGGGAAAAAAGUAAAAAAGAAGGUGAUGGAAUAUGAAUAUGAAGCUGAUAUGGAAGAGACUUAUCGUACCAGCAUGUUUAAAACUUUCAAAAAGACAUUGGAUGAUGGCUUCUUCCCCUUCAUUAUCCUUGAUGCUAUCAAUGAUAGAGUGAGACAUUUUGAGCAGUUUUGGAGUGCAGCAAAAACCAAAGGUUUUGAGGUGUACUUGGCUGAAAUGAGUGCAGAUAACCAGACCUGUUCCAAGAGGAAUAUUCAUGGACGCAAGCUAAAAGAUAUCAGCAGGAUGUCUGAUCACUGGGAGGCAGCACCACGUCACAUGAUGCGCCUGGACAUUCGUUCUUUGUUACAAGAUGCUGCUAUUGAGGAGGUAGAGAUGGAGGAUUUUGAUGCAAAUAUUGAAGACCAGAAAGAAGAAGCCAAAAAGGAUACAACAGAGGAAGAAGAGAGUGAACUGGGUUACAUUCCGAAAAGCAAAUGGGAGAUGGACACUUCUGAGGCAAAGCUAGACAAGCUGGAUGGUUUGCGGACUGGCACUAAAAGGAAACGUGACUGGGAAGCAAUUGCCAGCAGAAUGGAAGAUUAUCUGCAGCUUCCAGAUGACUAUGAUACACGUGCUUCUGAACCUGGAAAGAAGAGGGUGCGGUGGGCGGACCUAGAAGAAAAGAAAGAUGCAGACAGGAAAAGAGCCAUUGGUUUUGUUGUUGGACAAACAGAUUGGGAGAAGAUAACAGAUGAAAGUGGUCAUCUUGCAGAAAGAGCCCUCAACCGCACCAAGUAUAUAUGAAAAAGUGGUUAAGUGGAAUUUUGUGCCUUUAAGGCCACUUGCUCUGAGGAGAUGUGAACCAAGGUGUCAUGAACAUCUUGCAUGGGUCAUGUCACUCCCACCUUCACUGUUUUCAUUUGUUAUUUUAGUUUCAGCAGUUUUUUGAGAUGUUGGCAAAUACCCAGUGCCCUCCAAAAAAAAAUAAUCCCACUGCUCCUAAAUGAGAGAAACAGUUUACUUUUUAAUAUUUUUUGGAGGGGAGGGAGGGGGAGGGCCAGUAGUUUUAGCUGCUCUUAGUGGGAUAAAGUGGAAGGAUUAGACAGAUGUUACCUCCACUGUACUGUCACAGAAUGUUUUACCACCUUUGCUUUGUUGCUGUUCUCGUUUUAUACUGUAUGUACCUUGUAGCUUAUUGUAUUAGGAAGCAGAACAAUAAAUUUCACUAUAAACUCUGUGUUCUUGGUGGACCAUAUAGCAUGGAUUUUGUUUCACCUUUUAAUGUGGUCUGUGUCUUCACAUGUUGACAGUACUCAGAACUGUCCAUACCUGGAAGAGGUGCUGUGCUCGUAUUCUGGAAUGUGUCCUGUCUUCUAGGUUGAUCACCCGCUCUUCUUCUCAUAGACAGCUCUAGUAAGGCCUCAACUUUUGCUGGCCUUAGAAAUUACACCAUACUCUUUCUCCAUGGAAAGUGGAGAUGAUCAUUUUCUGGAUCCUAGUUUGUCUGCUAUGUCAAAUUUCCAUUACUACGUGAGUAUAAACUGUUUCGGAUGGCUCUGAAAUACUCCAAGUAGUAAUGUAUGAAGAACAUCUAUUUAAUGCUGAACUUGAGAACAGGUACUACAGAGUUCUGUGGAGAGCAGCCUAGAAAAUUUAUUCUGGUCUUUCUGUACCUUUGAGGGAAUGCUGUUCCUUACCAGGGUUUUUUCACUCCAUUCGUAAGUCUACUGUCUUAUAGAGGAAUUUCUGUAAAAGAAGCAACAAAGACCAAAUAUUAUAACCUUCUAUUCUUUUAAUAAAUGUUUAACUUGCUGAAAAAGAAAAAACAAUACUCCACAGUACUAAAACUGAUAAAAUUUCUUCAUAGCUGGCGGCGUACCACUUCUGCACAGUAUCACACGUUUGCUGGUGAAAACUUUGUUUUGUCCACUCAAGUUUUGAAGGAAAUACCUUGUGUUAACAACGUCAUAACCAGUCAAGGUGUUUAAAUCUGAAAAUAAUUGUUAUUCUAGUGGUGAAUUGAAAUCUUUCUCCUAAUCUUUUUGAGGGAUGCUAACAGAGUCCAGAAUUUCCUUCUUUGCUCCUCUUUGUUGCACUGCUGAGCAAUCAUAUUGUGUUUUUUUUCUAUGUUGGGAAAUCAGCUGUUUCUGCUGUGGCAGUAGUUUAUGCCAUUAAGAAGAGCAAGUGAUGCUUAAGGGUGAUUCCAUUUGCCAUUCUAAUGAUUCAGUUUAUUGGGCAUUUAUCAACUUUGUCUGUGUUGUAUGAUUGAAACCUCUUUGGAAAAAAGUGCAUGAGUGUAUGAACUUGCAUUAUGCCCUUGAUGUUUUUAAUACAAGAAAAUCAAGCUUCCUGAAUACAAAAACGGAACAUGAAGACUGUGCUCUUUUUCUAUAUGUACACUAUGAUGUAGUGUAUAUGCUCCCUUUCUAAAUGUUGUCAAGUGUUCUUUGAAUUCUGAUUGAGAAUUGUUGACAAGGGAAAACCUAUAGUUGGCAAAAGGUAGUAGACUGUGUAUUACUGUGAAAAUCCAGCACCAGAGAAGCUUCUCUCUCAAGUACACGUCAAAUGGUUUUCAACCUACUGUAAGUACUCUGUAGCAAAACUAGAGUUCUUGUGACACUCUGCUGUUACAAUUUGAUGUUUUUUUCUUGACUUCAGUUACUGUUUUCUCUGUAUUUCUGAUGGUAAACCUAAACCAGGUCCUGUCUAACAGUUUCCUUCCAAGCUAAAUAAUAUUUAGUUAAAAGUAUUUACUACUUUUAACGAUUUUGAAAAGUAUUUCAGCUGAUAACACUCAAAGGGAUCGUGCUGAUUUUUUUCUGUGGUGAUCGCAAUUAAAUAGAGGUUGCAUAUUAAAGUUAUGCUUUAUUCUGAUAAGAAAGAAAAAAAUGUAUAAAUUCUCAAAUUUAGGUCAGAGUUUCGUCUAUGAAAACAGCUUGGAAGCUGUUGCCAUUGUUUUCCCUGGCUCCGUGAAGUUCUGCAUUUUCCAUUGCCAUGCCACAUAGAACUCAUUAAGUGAUCUUUGCCAUCUGUUUCAUCCGGUUUGAAUGUUUAGCAAGUCAGUUUUCUAUCUGCUUUAUGCUAAGUGGCUCUCAAAGAAAAUAACGUUUUGCCAGAAUUGCACCCUGUAACUGAUUCCACGUACUCUGGUUCUUUGUUGAAUGAAGAAAUUAAACAAAAAUGAGAAAUUUGUCUGCUGCUGGCAGAACUGAGAAAAACAUGGGACUGUCCAACUAGGUUUAUAGUUGUCAGAGCUUAUGAUCAGUGCUUUCUUUUUUGUCUGGAAAAACCUUUGCUAUAGAAUCCAGGAAGGCUCGAUUGUGAUUUAGUUGUUUUUCAUCUGUUCUCUGAUACUGGCAUUAGAAUCUCUCACUGCACUGACCAGAAAAAAAUGCCUACUUUCAUUGUUGGCUAAAUAGGAAAAUUUGCAUUUAGUGCUUCUAAAUAAUGAUCCAUCUUGAACUAUGCAUGCAAUUGUGUUAACUUCAAAUUGGACUGUUUCUGUCUAGCACAGCACGUCUGAAAAUACAACCUUGCACAAGGUCAUUGGUAGAAACUGCAGAAUUGAGCUCUCAAGCAAAGUUGACUGUUUAAAGAGUGUUUGCUGGGAUUUACAAUUUCUUAUGGCACUUCAGUUUUUCUCAAUAUUAUCUGCUUUGUUAAGAAUAUUGGAACUACCUACCUUAUGGAAGGAAUAAAUGGGCUUUUUACAAGGGAACUUGCAACCUAAGUCAUGAUGUGAGUAUAUUGAUAGAGCUUAGUUGUCAUCUUUAGCCAUCUUGUGUGUUUUACUCUAGGAUUGCUCAUUAAGCAUAUUGGCCUGACUAUGGUAUGCAAGAGUAAAAAUCCACCAUAUACUACUACAUCACUUUUGGAAAUUUCAUGGUUGUCUCUUAAAUGUUUGCAUCAACAUAGACAACCAACCUUGCAUUAUUAGUUCCUAUCUUUACGAGGGAAGAGCUGGCAGUUGGUACAAGUUGGAUCUCUGCUUUUCUUGCCUGUCUGUUUGUAAACAAUAUGUUAUUGUUAAUAUCUGUUUUUUAAAGUAUUGCCUUAACUGUCUUCCUUUUGGUUAUGAAGAUUAACUAUGAUGAUUAACUAUCUUCCUUUUUAUUAUGAAGAAUAACGAUUUGUAAUUUACAUUGGAAAGGAUACUUCCAGCAGAAGAAUGGUCUCCUUGGUUAGUGUGCUUUGAAAUUAGAAGAACAAGACCUCAAGCUGAAAUCUGUUUUUUUUUCCAAUUUGAGAACAUCUCUGGAACACUGUGGGAUUCCUUUUCAAAGAAAUGAAGUAAUUCAGCCUGUAGAACAGCAUGUUGCCCCCUAAACAACUUCAUUGUUAGCAUAAGGAAGGUAUUAUUUGCCAAUAUAAAUCCAUUUAUUUAUUGUGGCUAUCAUGAAUUGUUACAUGCCCUUUGGACUCAAUUUCCCAUAGCCGAUUGUGCAACUUUAUUAAUAGUACUGCCAUGAAAUUAUGGAAACACAAUAUUGAACAAACUUCAGGACAUGAAAAAAUGGUUGAUCUGGGAUGAACACAAAUGGAACUUUUUGCUUUGAAAUUCCUAAUAAUUCUGCCAGCUGCUAACUGAAUCAACUGGGCUGAAACUCAACAUCUCUCUUGGAGUGUUGUAACCCAGUGUAUGUUUACUGGAAAAGAGAAGCAGUAAUGAGAGUCUUUUUGCGUGGCAAAUGCGCCUGGUCUGCAUCCUCGAAGUCAAAUGCUGGUGAUGUGGUGUUCUUUUUAUUACACUUCUCUUCAUUAUUUAUUGUUUCCCAGAUUACUUUUGGGAAACCAAGUUGCAAUACUUCACUUGAUCCGUGGACAGUUUGGGGUCAAACUGCACCAAUACAACCUGCAUACUCUGAGAUAAAGUGUUUGAGGAACACAGAUGGCCAUUUAAAUUGAGCUCUGCAUGCCUGCAGCAUGAACUGUAAGUGGAUGACAAGAAAUUCAAGUUCUUAAAGUGUCAUGAAACACUAAUUUAAGUUGGUUGUCUUGUAGUAAAAAUGAGAAGAGAGAGAAAUUCCUUAGAAUGUAAAAUAUGAAUGGCGCAAUUCUCUUUAUUUUGAGCCUAUAAUUCAACCUUCAUUACUCAUAAAAUUUGACUCAAAGUAGAUUAGAUUAAAGUAGAUGCAUUCCUUUGACUCAAAGUAGAUUUCUCUUUUGCUCAUACGUUCCUACAUAUGAGAGUCCAUAUCAUCCUUCCUGCAACUUUUCCACAUAAGUUUUCUGAUAUAUGUUCAAGAUCAUCGAUCUCUUUCUUUUUCACAGUGAAAUUCUUUUGUUUCACUCUUGCUGCUGGAUUUUUCUAGUGAGUGUGAAAUCUUUCUACCACUUCUAAAUUUCUGUAGUAUUGGAUCUGUAGCCUGGAACCUUAGACCUUCAUGAUGUAUGUAGGCUGGAGAAUUGCUAAUGACUGUAUUUGAGGUGGAUUAUCACUUUUUAGCUGGUUGAUGAUGUUUGGGAGCAGAAUACACCCUUCUGUUCAUGGUUUUACUUAAAUGAGGUAAGCAUAAGUAGUACUGUUGCCACACACACACAAAGUACAGAGAAUUUCUGGAAAUUCAGAGAUAACUAAAAGUGUUUUGAAGUAGUUGAUUAGAUUUCUAGUCAGGAGUCUGAUCAAUUUGAAUUUUAGGAUUUAGAAUUUAAAAUGAAAAUCCUUAAAGCUGUCUGGAUGGAAUGUUUUUUUCCUUGUAUUUUUCUAACUCAUGAAAGACUUGCGUGGAAUCUCUAGACCUUUCUCUGGGGUUUGUAUUUUAGAAUUGGAAUCAUUCAAGUCUUUCUCCAUAUUGCUUCCCUUGUAUUUGUGCACAGGGACUAUGUUUGUUUCCUCAGCCGGUUGGGAUAAGAACAUAUAAGUGGAUGUUCAGCUUUACACAGGAAGUUUCUGACAUGCUUUAUUUGGAUGGCAUGCAAACUAUCCGGUGUAAGCCCCAUAUUCAUGCCUGAAGUUGCUCUGUUUGAACACUUAAUCGUCUCAGGAAUACAUGGAGACCCCUUCAGUUUAACAGUUCUUGAAAUCGUUGCCUUGUUUAGAGGGAAAUUGUAAGUGCAGUGUUUCUUGGGGGGAAGUGUUUUAACAGGUAGGUAACACAGACAGUGACUACAUGCUAUGUGGAAGGCAAGAUAUCCAAAGCAGCAUUUAAAAAUUAUCUUUUUAUUAAGUUUUUGUAUCACAUAAACAGCAAGAACGGUUUUCUUGACCACUGUUGCUGAUCCAGGUGGAAGCCUUUUCUCUUGUAGCUUCUUUCUUCUGAAUAUACUAUAUUGCUGUUCAAAGCACAGAAAACAAAGCCUUAAUGAAGGGCAUCUACACUGUUUCAAUUUAUCAUUCAUUGUGAAUGCUGAGAACUCCUGUACAAGUGAUCAGAUUUCUGGUGUUCUUUGAGGUGUUUGCUUUUCCACUUCCUUUGAACUCAAGUUGCCAAAUCCUUUUAUUUGAAGAAGAUGUGGACAAAUUAACUUAUCUGAUAGAUAUCAUUGUACUCUUCUGUUUGAAUCUCACAGAAACUGAAAUUUUCAGGUAAUGGCAGCCAGAUGGCACUAAAACUUUGUUUUCAUGUUAGCGUUUAAUUGGAGAGAAAACGUAAGUCUGAAAUUCUUUCCACCAUCACUUUAUUUUUGUGGUUUCGUAUUGCCCACUACAAUCUUAAAGUAUUAAGUUCUACUUCAUGAAAAAGCCAGCACUUUUCCAUGGAAAAAAAACCUCAGUGGUUAAACAUUGCACAUUAAAGCUACAUGCUGCAUAAAAAUGGAACGAGAUCUUCAUUCUACCUAAAUGAGAGGUAUUGAAAUGAAAUUAUCUUUUUAUAUCCUGCCAAAACUUGACAACUCCUGACAUCUAAGGAAAAUUGGGAUUUAACUUGCUAGUAGCUGCAUUUGGUUUGUGGAGUCUAAGUAUACUGUAGCAAUAAAUAAUUU
Molecule: messenger RNA, 12780 nt
Organism: Phasianus colchicus (ring-necked pheasant)
Lineage: Eukaryota; Metazoa; Chordata; Aves; Galliformes; Phasianidae
Gene: YLPM1
Product: YLP motif containing 1
Biological process (GO): regulation of telomere maintenance
Cellular component (GO): nucleus
Source: RefSeq, a predicted model, not a curated record